Molecule: messenger RNA, 3249 nt
Organism: Guillardia theta CCMP2712
Lineage: Eukaryota; Cryptophyceae; Pyrenomonadales; Geminigeraceae
Exons: 40
Coding region: 1-3249 (1082 amino acids)
Source: RefSeq, a predicted model, not a curated record
AUGCUCCUGCUUCUGUUGCUGGUGGCAGCGUCGCAUCAGGUCCUCCUUGUUGGCGCUACGAAAUGCUUCUCUCCUCAACUUGAGCGCAAUCUCUCUUUUUUCGCCGGCGAGUGUUCGGCAAAUGGAACUCGAAGAGUGGUGGGAACCAUUCUUCCUGGUAGCUAUACGUGCAAAGGGCCCAGUGGCUCUGCCUUGUCGGUAACGAGUGGGAUCCAAAGCGAUGAACUUUGCAGCGUGAGCUGCAAAGCAGGCCAGUUCCUGAGCUUAGGUGGAGCAGGAGAAGACCCGCCCCGAGCUCAGUGCAAGAAUUGCCCACAGAACACCUUCAGCGUCGGAGGAGGAAGAACCAUCUCAAUAUGGAGCACAAGGCUGCUGCAGGGUGACGUUGGAGGGAUGAACCUCCCGUCGGAGGAGAGCCCGUUCCACUCCUUGUGCUAUGGGUUCAACUCGACGAGCUUUGAGCAGAGCGGCGACAUUGGUCAAGCAUGGCAGGAGGGAUACAAGUGCGAAUCGUGGAAGCCAACAGGGGACGGGAAAACUUCGUCAGGGAACAAUCGACAGAUUUCGAAGGUGAGGAGCGAGCUCCAUAUGAAGCUUCGAUUCAUCACCAAGGGGAAGAUAUGGUUCACCUUCCGAGUGGAUGCGGAUGCUAUGACAGAGGAGGAGCCUUGUCCUUGGCUAGAAGGAAGCACUGGGUUGGAUGACACGUGGGAAUGCGAGGACGGGACCCUGGGCAACAGCAGCUUCGAUUGCAACUUCCAUGGAGGACGAGCGCGCUGCCCGAGCAAUUUUCCAGAGAUGUGCGCACAGCCGAACUUGUGUGCUGGAGGACUGGCCUACUGCUGCAGCAUCGACUGCAGUACGUUCGGCGGGCCUCGGCUCUGCCCGGGCUCGGGUGGGCUUCAGGUUCUGCUGUGCAAGGACGAUCGUGUCAGGAAGUGCAGACCCAUUCCUCUGCGACCGCUCCCCUUCCAGUCCAGAUUUUACGUCUCUUCUGAGAUGCAGUGGCGGUGGGUCGAGUUUGACGUUCCUGCCGGGUGGGUGGAAGUGGUCUUCAACUACAUCCGUGAUGGCGCUGUUGCGGGGCAAGACGAGGCCAUGAUCGGCGAACUGGGAUGGGUGGGAACGAAAAUGGCGGACUUGGAAUGUUCCGCCUGCCCAGUAGGAAAGCAGAGUGUCGAGGGAGCGUCGAGAUGCUCGUCAUGCGGGAGAGACGAGAUCUUUGACAAGGACAGUGCAUCCUGCCAGCCUUGUGCCUCCAACUUCUACGCCUUCCCAGGCUUCGACAAGUGUCUCCUGCGCCCCACCUGCUCCAUGACGGACUACGUGGCGAAGUUCUCAGAGUGUGAUGAAGGAGGCAAGCGGAACAAGUGGUUCGAGUGGCUGGAACCCAAGAUCUGUGAGGGAGGAGUUCAUCUUCCUCCUGCCCACAACGGGGUCAGCUGUCCUCCCUGUGCAAGUGGAAAGUACCGCGACGGAAAGAUCUGCAAGGAUUGUCCUCCCGGCCACUACAGCGAUCAGGACAUGCUGUGCAAGAUGUGUCCUCCUGGACAUUACGCUCCUCGAGAACGAGUAAUCACUGAGUUCAGAGAGGAGAACAUGGAGGCGGGUCUGUCGACAGGAUGUGUUGGUUUGUGCGGGUCGAAGGGAUGGCGCGGACGUGUAGACUUCAUUGAUUCUGGCUUUCACCACCUGGCUCCUGCUGAGUCUUGGCUGCAACUCGAUCUCAACAUGAGCGAUGCGGGGUCAAUAGAGUUUGUCUACGGGCUCAAGUGCAACCCCCUGCUCUCUUCGUUCGUGCUGACAGUGGACGGCAAGAGGCAAGUGCUUCAGGCUACCUGCGCAAACGGAAGCACAACAGAACAAGGAAGGAGAGUGCGAGAAAAGUUUCCCAUCCGUGCAGGGGUUCACAAGGUUCGCUGGACGUUCCGACGGGUGUCGAGUCAACUUCCAGGAUCGGGAGCGUCGGACUUCAACGGCUUCGACGAUCAGGCUCAGAUCUUUGAGAUGGCUGUCACCAACACUGACACCGGAGGAGCCUCCAAAUGCCUUCCCUGUCCUCCUGGUCUCUUCAGCUCCCAACCCUCAGCUCGUUGUUCGCCGUGUGCUCCUGGCUUCACAGGAUCCUCCUCCGAAGCCUCCAGCACGUGCAAGGCUUGUGAGGAGGGGAAGUUUGCGCCAGUGUCCGGCUCGCCUGCGUGCAGGGUCUGCGGGGAAGGAACGAGGUCCGGGGAGGCGGCAGUGUCCUGCUCCUGCGUGUACAACAGGACAGAUUCCGGAGGAAACGCUCACCUGCUGUACAAUACGUCGAGGAUGAAGGGCAGGAUCUUCGGACCUCUGCUCCUGCGCGGCAAGGACAUGAUGGGGGCUCGCAGCCUCGUGCUCUUCCUCUCCUUCUGCUCCACUCUGCCACCCUUAGCAGGAGCGCAGGGGCCGAGCGCGGUGACCGUUGGGUUGAACUCGUCCUGGCAGCCGGAGGGAUGUGCUGGAGUUUUUGCUUGCAUAGCAGAGUGGGACAGUGGGGUCCUUCCAUCCAAGUCAGCCAGUGAGGACGACUUUUUGUCGUUAGGGAGUUCAGACGCUCUCGUUCUCAACGCUGGCUCGCAGCAGGGCUUUUCGGACCUGCCCGACUUUCUCAGUCACAGGAAAAUCGAGGACUCCGUCGACUCCGCUGGCAUCCAUUGGAGGAGCGGGGGAGGGUUCACGCUGACGCUGGGAGGAGGAGCCUCCUGUCCGAUGAGUCAAGGGAAGAGGAUCGAGACUAGAGUCUACGCGCUCUGCCAGCUGCCCGAGCAGGGGACGGACGCGUCCAGGGUACCGGAAAAGAUGCGCGUGAUGAAAGAAUGCGGCGACCGGCUCUGCGAUGAAGUGGCCGGUGCUUGCGUGUUGCAUGUCAUGUGGGAGACACACUUGGCUUGUCCUGUGUGCACGUUCGACAGCUACGCUAAGGUAAGCACGCCUUGUAUCAACGGGCGCCACGACGUCUCCUUCAAGAUGGUGAAGGAAUGUUUCGGAGGCUUUUCGAUGCCUCAGGAUCUCGUGAAUGUACAUUGCGAGAUCGACUUCCGCAGUCUCUUCGGACCCGGCGACCUCGUCGCCCUCGGCAUCCUCUGCCUCCUGACCCUCGUCAUGUUUGGGAUCUUCUUCGAAAGGUACGUCAUGUACAAGAAGUUGUACAGCCGAUACAAGAGCCUUGAGCAUCAGUCAGGGGGAGAUGCUCAUUCGUCGCUUCCCGGCAUGAUUCUUUAA